Lachancea fermentati is the source of this 2268-nucleotide messenger RNA. Lineage: Eukaryota; Fungi; Ascomycota; Saccharomycetes; Saccharomycetales; Saccharomycetaceae. The record is from the annotation of a GenBank genome assembly.
AUGGAAACGACAACGAAUCUUUUGAUGACUUCAAGAGACUCAAGUUUGCCUCCACUCAAGGUGCACAGCCUAAUUGAGCCCGAUUAUAAUGAAAAUCCUGAGCCGUUCGACGACCCCUCGACUUACCAACCAGACGUACCCAUUGCAAUUGAUUUUGGUUCGAGUGAGGUAAGGGCUGGCUACGGAAACCGCUCUGACCCUUCACAUAUUUUUCCCAACCGAUUGACGAGAUAUAGAGAUCGUAAGAUUAACAGAACGUUUACUUUUGUUGGAAAUGAUACCAAUCUGGAGCAAAGUUUAAGAACACAAAGCAGGAGCCCUUACGAUGGGCCCAUAAUUUCCAACUGGGAUUAUGUCGAAGAUAUUUUAGAAUACACGUUUCAUCAUCUGAGUGUUCAAGGACAUAAUGGAAUUUCCAAUCCCAUCAUUUUGUCUGAAAAACUAGCCACUUUACAAUCACAACGUGAAAACUGGUAUCAAUUACUUUUCGAGUGUUACGGUAUACCACAAGUUACGUUUGGUAUUGAUGCAUUGUUUUCCUUUUACGCAAAUAAUGAACCUAGGUCAUCCGGUCUGGUCAUUAAUAGUGGCAACGAAGAUACCACCAUCAUCCCAGUCAUUGAUGGAAAAGGCAUCGUUUCUGAGGCAAAGAGAAUAAAUUGGGGAGGACGUCAAUCUACUGAUUAUUUAUCAAGUCUCUUAGCUUUGAAAUAUCCCUACUUCCCAUCCAAACCAACAACAAAUCAAUUUCAAAAUUUAUACCAAGACUUUUGUCAUUUUUCAUCGAACUAUGAUGAAGAAAUAGACCGUAUACUUUCGCUGGAAGCACUUGAAACAGAAAACGUUGUUAUUGAAGCCCCUUUUACCGAAGUUUUUCAACCGGAAAAAAGUGAAGAAGAGCUUCGAAUCCAAGCUGAGAAAAGGAAAGAAACUGGUAAGAGACUACAAGAGCAGGCCAGGCAAAGACGCUUAGAAAAGUUGAUACAGAAGGAGGAAGAAUACGGAUACUAUACCAAAUUAAAAGAACAAUUGAAAGACCAAAACAAGAAAACUAUCCUUUCGACGCUGCAAGGAGCGGGAUUCGAUGAUGAACAAGACUUUAAAAAAUAUUUGAAUAGUUUAGAAAAAUCAUUGAAACGUGCGCGUAUUUUAGACGUCGGAGACAUAGAGGAAAAUGAGCAAACAGAAACCAAAUUUGAUUUGGUGGAUGUUCCUGAUGAACAAUUGAACGAUGAACAAAUAAAGGAAAAGAGAAGACAAAGGCUAAUGAAAGCCAACUUUGAAGCCAGGCAAAGAGCCAAAGAAGAAAAGCUAAAGAAGCAGCAGGAAGAAGAAGCAGCGAAACUUCGUGAUGAAAAUUGGAGAAAGGAAGAUCUAGCUGGCUGGGUUAAAGAUAAGAGAAAUAAGUGGUCCAGCUUGAUCAAAGCUCGGAAGGAGAAGUUAAAAAUGAAAGAGGAUAUGAAAGAUCGUAAAUCUCAAAUCGCUCAGAAAAGAAUGAAGAAUAUUGCUACUUUGGCAGAAGAACGAUCUCGUUCUGGAACCAAGAGAUCAAGACAGCAAGCAACUGUUGAUAAUGACCCCAAUGAUACUUUCGGAGCUAACGACGAAGAUUGGCUUGUUUAUAAUGACAUAAGUCAAAACCCUGAGGCACUUGAUCAACUUUUAGAAGAAGAAUACAAAGAUAUAGUCGAGAUUGAGAAAGCCCUAUUAGAAUAUGAUCCCAACUUUACUGAUGAGGACACUCUUGAUGCUCAAUACGAUUGGAGAAAUUCCACACUGCAUUUAUUUUUAAGAGGGCCAAGGCCUCAUGAUAGUGAAGAUAUUCAUGAACAGCACCAAAUGCACUUGAAUGUUGAACGUAUUCGUGUGCCAGAGGUGAUUUUUCAACCGACAAUGGGUGGCUUGGACCAAGCAGGUAUAGUUGAAAUUUGUGAAACUAUUCUUCUGAAGAAAUUUGGCUCAAGUAGGCGUGAACUAAGCACAACUUGUCAAAAAUUUGCCAACAAUAUACUUUUAACUGGUGGAAACAUGAGAAUCCCCGGAAUAAGAGAGAGAAUAGUCCGGGAGUUCACGGAGAUUCUUCCUGUUGGAACUAGACUCAAUGUUAGAAUGGCAAAAGACUGCGCUGUGGAUGCUUGGAGGGGCAUGGCAAAACUCUCACAAAAUCAAAAUCAAUAUGAAGGCACUUACGUCACCAGAAAAGACUACGAAGAAUAUGGACCAGAUUACAUCAAAGAGCAUUCUUUAGGAAACUGCGCCUUCCUUUAG